GGCUACGGCAAGCUCUGCCUGGCGCUGCGCUACCUGCUGCGCGGGGACAGCGACGGGCGCGGCUGCCUGCUGGUGGGCACCAACCGCGACAACCGCCUCCCGCUCGAGGGCGGCAGCGCCGUGCCCGGGACGGGCUGCCUCGUCAAGGCAGUGGAGACAGCUGCAGAGCGGGAAGCAUUCAUUGUGGGCAAGCCCAGCCGCUUCAUGUUUGAGUGUGUGGCCAGCGAGUUUAAGAUUAACCCUGCGCGCACCAUCAUGGUUGGUGACCGCCUGGACACAGACAUCCUCAUGGGCAACACCUGCGGGCUGACAACCCUCCUCACUCUCACUGGGGUCACCACACUGGAUGAGGUCAAAGGCCAUCUCAACAGUGACUGUCCUGAGCGCAAAAGCCUGGUCCCUGAUUACUACGUAGAUAGCAUAGCAGAUCUCCUCCCUGCUCUCACCGAUUAAGAAAGGGAGAUGUUCCAGCUCUACAGAGAUCUUUCUUCACCCCAGGCCACCCACAGUCUCUUCAGGCUGGUAGUAUUUUCUCAAGUUACUACGGUGCACACAAUUGCUGCUUGCAAAAGUAAGAAGAUUUUCGUGCGCAACAUUUAAAUUGAGCUCUCUGUUUACAAGUUCCUCUUAAAAAUGCACUUUGAAAGAAAGAGAGGGAAGUGUGUGUGUCUAUCAGCUUUCGUACGCAUCAGCUGUGUCUGGCUGGUGUUCAGGUAUCAGGGUAGAGGCCUGCUCAGCUGAGCUGAAGGGACUGAGCAGGCUUCUGUUUAA
Molecule: messenger RNA, 771 nt
Organism: Protobothrops mucrosquamatus (brown spotted pit viper)
Lineage: Eukaryota; Metazoa; Chordata; Lepidosauria; Squamata; Viperidae
Product: glycerol-3-phosphate phosphatase-like
Exons: 2
Cellular component (GO): cytoplasm
Molecular function (GO): sn-glycerol 3-phosphatase activity
Source: RefSeq, a predicted model, not a curated record